Rotaria sordida is the source of this 2973-nucleotide messenger RNA. The record is from the annotation of a GenBank genome assembly. NCBI's taxonomy places the organism in Eukaryota, Metazoa, Rotifera, Eurotatoria, Philodinida, Philodinidae.
AUGAAUGAUGCUACAAGUGUACUUACAGGUCAUACAAAAAAAUAUCAUAUACCAUUGAAUCAUUUAGAACAUACAUAUAUACAACAAUGUACAGAUAGUAUCGAACUUGAACGAAUAUACAAAGAAUUAAUAAGUGGAGAAGUAGGAUCACAUAAAAUUUUGGAACAAUUAACACUUGAUCGAAUUCGAAAUAUUCAAUCAAAUAAUCAAAUAUCUCGACAAGAUCAAAUUUCAAACAAUAAAUCAAAUUUAUCGAAUAAUGAAUCACAACAAACUAUUGUUAUUAAUUCAAUAUCUAAUUCUUCAAAUGUCAAUGAUAGCAAUUCUACUAUUUCAGAACCUAUAAUAAACAAUAAUUUUAAACAAAUAGUACCAGCAAGUAAUGAAGAAUGGGAAAAAUUUAACCAGCAAGUUGCUUCGGAAUUUCAUAGUGAUUGUGAAGACAAUCAUGAUAAUGAACUUUCAAAAAAUGAAUCUUAUGAAGAUAACAAACGUCGUCAUACGGCUGAACAACAUCGUCUUAAUGGAGAUACAGCAUUUAAAUUAAAUAAUUAUCAACAAUCAAUUGAUUUAUAUACAAAAAGUAUUAUUCUUGAUAAUAAUUCAAUUACAUAUAUGAAACGAGCAAUAGCAUAUUUUAAAAUAGAAAAUUUCGAUGCAUCUAUUCAAGAUUGUUCUCAAGUAUUAUUGAUUAAUUCAAAAGAUAUUCAAGCUUUAUUUCAUCGAGCUUCAUGUUAUUAUGCUAAAGAACAAUAUGAUGAAGCAAAAAAUGAUCUUAAUAAUAUUCUUAUAAUUGAUCCUGAUAAUGAGGAAGCACAAAAUCUAUUGAAUACAGUUCUAACUGUUCAAAAUAAGAAUAGUAAUUCAACUGCCGGUGAUAAUGACAACAUUAAAACUCAAUUACCAACUACUCCAUCGUUGGACAUUGAAGAAGAAGAAGAACAACAACAACAACAAGUAAAUAAUAACAUGACUCAUUCUAUGACUAUGGAUAUUCAUUCUGAUCUCAAUUCUGAAAAUAUUUCUCCAUCGACGUUUGAUCAUCAAAAUGUAAAUCAAUUUCAACUGUCAUCAUUAAAUGAUGAUGAUGGUGAUGAUGAUGAUGGUAUGGCAUUAGGUGACGAAGCUGGUACUGAUUUAACAGGAAAUCUAAGUGAUGAAGAAGGACAUAUUGCACGUAGUGCAAAUGUUUCACCAACUAAUGAUAAUGAUUCUGAUACACCAGAAUCAAACGUUCAAAGACCAGUAGAAACAACAUCAGUAAGACAAAAUAUGAAAAAUAAUCUAAUUGAUCAAAGUAUUGCUUUUGGAAUGUAUGAUGAUAAUAAUAAUAAACGAAAUAAUAUUUCAACUGCGUAUCGUCAUCAAAUAAGUGAUGAUUAUGAUGACUUAUAUGAUAAACCAACUAAUCAUAAUUUACCAACAAUAUCAAAGAAUUCUCCAUCAUAUAAACAAAAUACAAGUUAUUCAACUUCGUGGACAAAUUAUAGUGACACAAAUAUGCGAAGUACAACGGUUAGUGAGGCUAUUUCAAAUUCAAAUUUUGGUUCUACUAUACAAAGUUGGUUACAUGAUUUUAUUACAUCACAAACAAGUUAUCGUUUUUCAUCAUUUUAUGAUCGACCAUGGUCAAAAUCUCCUACGCCAUGGUCACUUAAUAAAAUUUUAGGUGAUAUUGAAAAAUUUAAUGUAUCAAAUGAGUAUAAAAAUGCUAUUGAAGUAUCGAAAAAGAUGCUUCACAAUGGUCUUCUUGAUUAUCAUUAUCAUACGGAAUGUAUUGUUAAUAUAUUGACCAUUUGUGCUCAAUGUUAUUUGAAACUUCAUGAUUAUGUACAUACUAUUCAAUACGCUACCGAAGCUUUACAAUAUAAUAAAAAUGAUGCUGAUAUAUUGAUUUGUCGUGCAAAAGCACUUGAAAACGAAAAAUGUUUUCUCUUCAGUUAUGCUGAUUAUGUACGUGUACCAACUAAUAAUUUUAGUUAUCAUUUAACACGACGAGCAUGUGAAAAAUUAGAGAUAGAAUUAAAUUCUAGUGAAGAUAAAACAUGGCGGGAAAAAUUAUUAAAUGAUAAAAAUGAUGAUGAACGUUAUUUAACUUAUCUCAAAAUGAAAAAUGAAUAUUCAGAAAAUAAUUCGUAUGAAUGGUACCGAACAUAUGCUGAUCAAUUAUAUCUUGAUGCUUGUUUUGUUCUUGCUAUUCGAUGUUAUACAUUUUGUAUUGAACUUCAACCUAAUACCACAUAUGCUUAUUUAAAACGAGCCGCAUGCUAUUUAAAUGUAUUUGAGCCACAAAAAGCAAUUGAUGAUUGUGAUAUAGUAUUAAAAGAAGAUAAAAAUAAUUUUCGUGCUUUAUAUCGUAAAGCAUCAGCAUAUAGAAUGUCUCGUGAUUAUCGUUUACAUGAAUUAACAUUAAAAGAAUGUAUAAAAUUACAACCACAUAAUCAAAUUGUUCUUGCAGAAUAUUAUACAUGUCGACAUCAACAAAUUCCACGAGAAAAAAGACGAAUUCGAACGAAUCCAAUAACGUCGAAAUUAAUCAAUGAAAAUAAUCUUUCAUAUGAUGAACUUGAACAAAUACGUUUAGAUAAAAUAUAUUCAAAUUCAUCAUUAAAUUCGAAUAACAUUAAUGAUCAAUGUUCAUUUAUUCUUCAUUUACCAGAAAAGAAUUCUCUUCAAUCAUUUGAUUAUGCAACAACAAAAUUAAUUGAAACAAUUAUUAAUAUUAGCCGAAUAAUGAUUCAAGCUGAACAAUAUUAUCAACAAGAACAUAAAUCAAUAAUAUUACCAUUUUCUUAUAUAAAAUUUUGUUUUCAUAUUCUUGUUGAAUUAACAAAACUUCCUCAAAUUGAUAUAGCUUUAUCAAUGAUUGAUGAAAAUUAUCGAACAUUACUUGAUGAUUUGCUUUCGUAUUAUUCAUCUAUAUCAUCAAUGUUUAAUGAUAUUGAACAAUUGAGUCGAUUAAAAAAAUUGUGA